AUGGGCAAACGAAAAGACAAGUCGCACAAAUCAUCAUCAAAAAAAGUAAAAUAUGAAUACGAAGAAGAGGAAGCAACAGCGACUCUACCCCUCUCUUCUAUGCUUGACACGCUCUUGUCAAUGUAUCCCAAUGAUUCGGAUCACUUGAGGAAUUUAUUUGCAGAUUUAGAUGAUGGAUGUUUGGUUGAUAUUCGUGAAAUUGAAGAUCGGUCUGUUCGAAAUUUACUAGAAGAUAUGUUUAAUUUGCAUUUCCAACUCCUUAAAGACAAAGAGACCAAAGAAUAUUACAAAUCAUCAUCGUCAUCAUCAUCAUUGGUAGAAAUAUUUGAUAAAUAUUUACAGGAACAUCAGUCAAAACAUGAUUCAAAACCAAAAUCAUUACUCGAGGCACACAUGCUUGAAAAAGCAAACAGCAAAUCUGAAAAGGAACGUAGAGAUUUAGAACGUAAAGGAUUUUUAACAUGGGACAGAGACAGAGAUAUAGAAAACCCAACAACUGCUGUGGAUAAGAAGCGUCUUUUGGAUGUAGCGAACAAUGCUUCGAAAUUUUCAAAAAAAUUUACCUCAAGAACAGAGACAAAAUUCCUCUAA
Molecule: messenger RNA, 591 nt
Organism: Naegleria lovaniensis
Lineage: Eukaryota; Heterolobosea; Eutetramitea; Acrasida; Naegleriidae
Exons: 1
Coding region: 1-591 (196 amino acids)
Source: RefSeq, a predicted model, not a curated record